This is a messenger RNA of Onychomys torridus (southern grasshopper mouse), 3938 nucleotides long. RefSeq names its product protein kinase C epsilon (gene Prkce). Gene Ontology annotation, molecular function: ATP binding; diacylglycerol-dependent, calcium-independent serine/threonine kinase activity. Bases 1034 to 3250 code for a protein of 738 amino acids. Gene Ontology annotation, biological process: intracellular signal transduction; peptidyl-serine phosphorylation. The record is from RefSeq and is a predicted model, not a curated record. NCBI's taxonomy places the organism in Eukaryota, Metazoa, Chordata, Mammalia, Rodentia, Cricetidae. The transcript has 15 exons.
ACACACACACUCACACAGACUGACGUCUUUUGCGCAUUUCCUGCAUUAGAGGGAGGGAGAAUCGCUCGCGAGGCGAUCAAGGGAAGGAGAUCGCGGGCUGAGUGCUCUGGCGGGCGGCGAGCCGGCGACAGCCGAGAGCGCGGACGCGGGGAGCGCGGCGGGCGGGCGGGCGGGCGGGCGCCGGCGGCCGGGAGGAGGGGCCGCGCCGAGUCGCAGUCCCUGCCCCGCCGCCGCGCUGCGCACCGCCGGGUGCCGGCCUGCGCCCCGAGCCCGAGUGGCGGCCACCUCUACCUCCCGAGCCCGCGCGGAUGUGAGAUCCCGGGAGCCGGGCGCCUCCCGAUCGCCGGCUGCUGUGCUCCACUGCUUGGCCCAGGAGGCGGCGGCCCGGCUGACUGUGAGGCUUGUGGAUUUUUAAAAAAUUUGGCUCCGGGGAGGACCAUUUCCUCUCGACAUGCAUCCCUCCGGAUAGACUGCACAUCCUUCAGUCCACCCUCCGCCCCGCGCUGUCCGAGGCAGGCGCUGGGUGGGCGAAGAGGAUCCGGGUUGAAAUCUGCGCCCCCGGUUCUCGUCCCCGCCCCGUCCCGCCGCCCCCUCCCCCUCCGGGACUCGAAAUUGCCGGGGGAUUAUGUUUCGGAAAGGUAGGUGAGCGCCGGGCGCGGCGCCUGCUUCUCCGCACACGGACCCGGAGAACCAGCGAAGCAGCGAGACAGCCCCCGCGGCUUGCAGCGGAGGCGACAGCUCGUCUCCCCCCGUGGAGGUGUCUCCGGUGGUGGGGGGAGAGACUUGCUCCAAAAACGGACGUCUCCAGCUCUCCCCCCUCCCUGUUUUCCGUUAGGAAUCCGGCGAGGAAAUACAUGCACUCACUGAGAAUCGCCGGCGCCAGGGCGCAGCGCCACAAGGUGUAACGAGAGAGUGGGGUGGGGCGAGAGGGGACCCAGGAGUCCCCCAGGCUCCCAGCGCGCCUGCUGCCUGCUCUUCAUUCCUGCCCUCGGGGCGGACAGAGUGACCCCGGCUCCAGUUCCCUGCCCCGACCAUGGUAGUGUUCAAUGGCCUUCUUAAGAUCAAAAUCUGCGAGGCCGUGAGCUUGAAGCCCACAGCCUGGUCGCUACGCCAUGCAGUGGGACCCCGGCCACAGACUUUCCUUCUGGACCCCUACAUUGCUCUCAACGUGGACGACUCGCGCAUCGGCCAAACAGCCACCAAGCAGAAGACCAACAGCCCGGCCUGGCACGAUGAGUUCGUCACUGAUGUGUGCAAUGGGCGCAAGAUCGAGCUGGCUGUCUUUCAUGAUGCUCCUAUAGGCUACGACGACUUCGUGGCCAACUGCACCAUCCAAUUCGAGGAGUUGCUGCAGAAUGGGAGCCAUCACUUCGAGGACUGGAUUGAUCUGGAGCCAGAAGGGAAAGUGUAUGUGAUCAUCGAUCUCUCGGGGUCAUCAGGUGAAGCCCCUAAAGACAAUGAAGAACGAGUGUUCAGGGAGCGUAUGCGGCCAAGGAAGCGGCAAGGGGCUGUCAGGCGCAGGGUCCACCAGGUCAAUGGCCAUAAGUUCAUGGCCACCUACCUUCGGCAGCCCACCUACUGCUCCCACUGCCGAGAUUUCAUCUGGGGUGUCAUAGGAAAACAGGGGUACCAGUGUCAAGUUUGCACUUGCGUUGUCCACAAGCGAUGUCAUGAGCUCAUUAUUACGAAGUGUGCCGGGCUAAAGAAACAGGAAAUCCCUGACGAGGUGGGCUCCCAACGGUUCAGUGUCAACAUGCCCCACAAGUUCGGGAUCCACAACUACAAAGUCCCCACAUUCUGUGACCACUGUGGGUCCCUACUCUGGGGCCUCUUGCGACAGGGCCUGCAGUGUAAAGUCUGCAAAAUGAAUGUUCACCGUCGAUGUGAGACCAACGUGGCUCCCAACUGCGGGGUGGACGCCAGAGGGAUUGCCAAAGUGCUGGCUGACCUCGGCGUUACUCCAGACAAAAUCACCAACAGCGGCCAGAGGAGGAAAAAGCUCGUUGCUGGUGCCGAGUCGCCACAGCCGGCUUCUGGAAACUCUCCGUCUGCAGAUGAUCGAUCCAAGUCAGCGCCCACCUCCCCUUGUGACCAGGAACUAAAAGAACUUGAAAACAACAUCCGGAAGGCCUUGUCGUUUGACAACCGAGGAGAGGAACACAGAGCAUCAUCAUCUACCGAUGGCCAGCUGGCAAGCUCCGGAGAGAACGGUGAAGUCCGGCAAGGCCAGGCCAAGCGCUUGGGCCUGGAUGAGUUCAACUUCAUCAAGGUGUUGGGCAAAGGCAGCUUUGGCAAGGUCAUGCUGGCGGAACUCAAGGGCAAAGAUGAAGUGUAUGCUGUGAAGGUCUUAAAGAAGGACGUCAUCCUGGAGGAUGACGACGUGGACUGUACCAUGACGGAGAAGAGGAUUUUGGCUCUGGCACGCAAACACCCUUACCUAACCCAACUCUAUUGCUGCUUCCAGACCAAGGACCGCCUCUUCUUCGUCAUGGAGUAUGUCAACGGUGGAGACCUCAUGUUCCAGAUUCAGCGGUCCCGAAAAUUCGACGAGCCUCGUUCCCGCUUCUAUGCUGCAGAGGUCACGUCUGCUCUCAUGUUCCUCCACCAGCACGGCGUGAUCUAUAGGGAUUUGAAACUGGACAACAUCCUUCUAGAUGCGGAAGGUCACUGCAAGCUGGCUGAUUUUGGAAUGUGCAAGGAAGGGAUUCUAAAUGGCGUGACAACUACCACCUUCUGUGGGACUCCUGACUAUAUAGCCCCUGAGAUCCUGCAGGAGCUGGAGUACGGUCCCUCAGUGGACUGGUGGGCCCUGGGGGUGCUGAUGUAUGAGAUGAUGGCUGGGCAGCCCCCCUUUGAAGCCGACAAUGAGGACGACUUGUUUGAAUCCAUCCUUCACGAUGACGUGCUCUACCCUGUCUGGCUCAGCAAGGAGGCUGUCAGCAUCCUGAAAGCUUUCAUGACCAAGAACCCCCACAAGCGCCUGGGCUGUGUGGCAGCCCAGAACGGGGAAGACGCCAUCAAGCAACACCCAUUCUUCAAGGAGAUUGACUGGGUACUGCUGGAGCAAAAGAAAGUCAAGCCCCCCUUCAAGCCGAGAAUUAAAACCAAAAGAGAUGUCAAUAAUUUCGACCAAGACUUUACCCGGGAAGAGCCAGUACUUACACUUGUGGAUGACGCAAUAGUAAAGCAGAUUAACCAAGAGGAAUUCAAAGGCUUCUCCUACUUUGGUGAAGACCUCAUGAUGCCCUGAGAAGCUGCUUCUGGUGGAGUUAGCUCACACUGCAGGAGGGUGCUGAGAAAAUCCCGUGUUGCAGAGGCUCAGAAGGUCUCGAACUCUUCCUCCUUUUCCGGAGCCCCAGUCCCGUGUCCACUCUAUUUAUUGCGAUCCCUCCUCCCAGGCCAUGUCCUUCCCCACCCUCCCAGUGACCAGAAGGCACUCUUGGGUCUAGACUCAACCAGGAACACAGAUGGUUUGAAUCGUAUCUGCUCUGUGGGUAGCUGUGCACAGUGCUGGAUUUGGAUUGUCCGUCCAUCAGCCACGCUGAAGCAACUUCAGUUCCUUUAUCACAAAGGGAUCAAACAAACCCAACACGAAGACUCUGGCUCUGCCACUGGCUAUGAACCCCUGACUCUGCUUUUUUCUCAUUCCUCCUGUUCCCUAGCCUGCCAUCCCUGCCCUUCUACCUAGGACAAGAGACUGGUGCUUCUUCCUGUGAGGGCAGGUGCCCCAAGGCAUGCCCUUGAUGAGAGGAGCCUGGGGAUGCUCAGACUGGCUGACUGUGUCAGUUUGCUCUGGAAUUGCACAUUCCUGCUUGCUUUGGUUUUAGCUUUUUCUGAGCAUGCCAAAGUUGUGUACGUUUGUAUCUCAUGGAAGAAAUCAUUUUGAUUUUGAACGCUUAAAAUUUAAAAAAAAAAAAAAAAAAAAAACUGUUACCAGG